AAAAUUUUCACUUUAGAAGAAGUUUCAAAACAUAACACCAAAGAAGAUUUAUGGAUGAUUAUUGAUAAAAAAGUAUAUGAUGUUACAUCAUUUGCUGAUGAUCAUCCAGGUGGUGCCGAAUAUUUAGUCGAAAAUGCAGGUAAAGAUGCCACUAAUGAGUUCCUCGAUGUAGGUCACACUCAAAAAGCUGUAGAUAUGUUAAAAGACUACUAUAUUGGUGAU
Dictyostelium purpureum is the source of this 222-nucleotide messenger RNA. RefSeq lists its product as uncharacterized. The record is from RefSeq and is a predicted model, not a curated record. Gene Ontology annotation, molecular function: heme binding. The transcript has a single exon. The annotation marks the transcript as partial. Gene Ontology annotation, cellular component: membrane; intracellular membrane-bounded organelle. Lineage: Eukaryota; Evosea; Eumycetozoa; Dictyosteliales; Dictyosteliaceae.